GUUGAUAACCCAUGGGUCACGGUCUUCCGCGAGAACGGCCUCAGCAGCAGCAUCAUAUGCCAUCGGCUAGCGGAGCGGCUAGAGCUGACCUGCACACUCGGGUACGGCAAUCGGCUGCCAGAGGGACCCGUGGGUCCGUCGCCGGGGUCAGUGGAGGUACGCCGCGACCCAGAUCGUGGCGGCUUGGGACUGUUCGCGACGGUUCACCUUCGCCGCAGCGCCGUCAUUUGCAGCCUGGCGAGUUACGUCAUGCCGGCGGACACCGCUAGCAAGAGCUUCAUGGAGAUCGGGUUGGCGAAGCUGAGGCCCGAAGUACGACAGGAUCUUGGUCGCCACUGCGGCGACGGCGGCGGCAAUGUGGAUGCAGCGGUCGCCUGGGGAUUCCUGACGAGAUCUUUCAGAGUCUCCCUCACAGGCCCUACGGGGCUGGUGAGAAAUGCGGCGACCUUUGCUCCUGACCUGCCGUCGCUGGACCUGCACAUGCUGGGGUACGGCAACGAGGGAGCGCUUGUGAACGACCCACGGGUCAAUCCGUGGACCGAGACCGUGCAGCAGCAUCAGCAACAGCUCCAGGAGCCCCAGCAGCAGCCAUCAGCGCGUGCUUACGCUGCUGCCAACUGUCUGCUGCUCCCUGUAUUCGUCCGCGGCCUGCUGCUGCCGGUGCUGGUCACCAACCGCGACAUCGCUCCCGGCGAGCAACUCACUCGCGACUACGGAGCCGACUGGUGGCGCCACAUCCUGCCUGACUGGGAGCUGCUAGCAGACUUUGGCGUCAGUCUGACAGCCGUAUUGUACGGCAAGAACCACAAGGCGGUGCUGGAGUCGUACCCGCCGUACUUGCCGCCGCCGCCACCGCCGCCGUCGGCGACGACAAGCUUGAGGGGAG
Molecule: messenger RNA, 886 nt
Organism: Astrephomene gubernaculifera
Lineage: Eukaryota; Viridiplantae; Chlorophyta; Chlorophyceae; Chlamydomonadales; Astrephomenaceae
Source: the annotation of a GenBank genome assembly